This is a messenger RNA of Cooperia oncophora, 612 nucleotides long. Lineage: Eukaryota; Metazoa; Nematoda; Chromadorea; Rhabditida; Trichostrongylidae. The record is from the annotation of a GenBank genome assembly.
AUGCCUCCAGUUCCGCAACAUGCAACGUUCGUGCAAGCGAUGGAACAUCAUACAGAUUGGAUCAACGACUUGAUUCUUUGCUGUAAUGGACGAUUUUUGUUGUCAGCUUCUAACGACACCACGGUGAAGGUCUGGAAUGCCACAAAACAUUUCUGUAUGUCAACGUUACGCACACAUAAGGACUAUGUAAGUUGCUUAGCAUACGCCAAAGAACAUGAACGUGCUGCUAGUGCAGGAUAUGACCAGUCUAUUUACCUGUGGGACAUAGCUACCUUGACGAAACUUACUACUACUAACAAUACUGUAACCACCUCGUCUCUCAUGGGUUGUAAGAAUAGUAUUUAUGCAUUGGCGAUGAAUGAUUCAGGAACUGUGAUAGUGUCCGGCAGUACGGAAAAGGUGCUUCGAAUAUGGGAUCCCAGAACGUGUCAGAAAAUAAUGAAGCUACGGGGACACACCGAGAACAUACGAGCUGUUGUUAUCAGUCCUGAUGGCACAAAAUGUCUCUCGGCCAGCGCGGAUGCUACAGUUCGGUUAUGGGAUUUGGGACAACAGCGAUGUAUUGCUACAUGUCUAGUUCAUCAGGAAGGUGUUUGGACGUUACAGGUAUAG